Messenger RNA from Paramecium sonneborni, 2228 nucleotides. Lineage: Eukaryota; Ciliophora; Oligohymenophorea; Peniculida; Parameciidae. The record is from the annotation of a GenBank genome assembly.
AUGCAGCCUCAACAAAGUCUAAAAAAUUUGUUUCUGAGAACCAAUGGAUUAAUAAGAAUUAAGCCAAAAGUGAGAGUUACUGACAAUUAUACACUUUCUCUUGUAUAUACUCCAGGAGUUGGUCAUAUUUGCAAGGUGAUUGAAAAAGACCCAGAUUAAUUGUAUGAUUUAACAAUAACUGGAAAUUCAAUUGCAUUGCUUGCUGAUGGAUCAAGUAUGAAUAUUAAAUUUACCUAUGAGAAUUUGAUCUUCCGCGAUCAUCAAAAAUGAUUCCAAAUUUAGAAGCUAUAAGUGCAUUGUAUAAAGCUUUCUAUGAUGUUGAUGCUUAUCCAAUUAUCUUAGAUAGACAUAUUAUGACAGAUGUCUCAGAUUAUUUAUUAGUUAUGGAUAAUUUAUCAACUACAUAUAAAGUAAUAUUUUUAGAGUCUAUUUUUAGACUAUAGUUUUAAUUGACAUUGAAGAUACUUUAGCUUCAUAAAUUCUUACUGCUGUAGAAAAUGCCAAUUUGUAAUGCACAGUGAUUAUCUCUAAUUCUCAUAAUUUGAGAGAAUAACUUUAGGAUGCUGCAUUAGUCAAGGCAACUCUUGAUGCAAGAGCUAUUAUUAAGCCUUCUUAAUGUGAAUAAGUGAAAAAAGCAAUAAAAACAAUUGACUUUACAAACUUACCUACAUAUUUGACAAUCACAUUAAACAAAGCUUAUGCAUAAGGAUUAUAAGAAAUCUAUAAUAAUAAAUGGUGUCAUCAUACUGUUUAAAAUACAAAACCAGAAACAUUCAUAAAUAAAUUGAAUGAUCUCUAUAUUUAUGGAGAAGUUGCUUAUUAUAACAAAUGGAAGAGUGAUCAUUUGUUAUAGAAUAAUGAUUUCAAUUAAAAUGCCUUAGAAUUACAUAAAAGAUACAACGGAAUGAUUACAAUAGAACUCAAGUUUAAUCCAAGAUCUCUAGAAGAUCUAUAUAGAAUUUAUGAAACAUCCUAUUAAUCAGAUGAAUUGGCAUAACUUAGAUAAAUCCUUAUUGAUGAUCCAACAAAAUUAAGAGAGAUAACUUUUAAAAAGAAUUAUGCUGCAAUAAUAACAAAUGGUACAGCCAUAUUAGGUUUGGGUAAUAUUGGGCCAUCAGCAGGAUCUCCAGUUAUGGAAGGGAAAUCAGUCUUAUUUAAUGCAUUAGGUGGUAUAGAUCUUAUGCCUAUAUGUCUUAAAGAGAAAGAUCCUCAUAAAUUAGUGAGAAUUAUUAAAUGGUAUAAACUUAUUAAUUCUAUUUAAGUAUUGCUCCAAUAUUUUCAGCAAUUAAUUUAGAAGAUUUAAGAGCUCCUGAUUGUUUUCCUAUAGAAGAAGAAGCAGUUCAUAGUUUACAUAUUCCUUUAAUGCAUGAUGAUUAACAUGGAACUGCUGUUGUUAGUUUAGCAGCUGUUAUUAAUUAUCUUAAAUUAACUAAAAAGAAUGUAAAGGAUUUAAAAUUAGUUAUUAAUGGAGCAGGGUAAAUUUUUAUCAAUAAAAUAAUAAAGUGCUGCUGGUGUUGCAAUUUGUAAAUUAUUACAUGGACAUGGAAUAGAAGAUAUUGUAAUUUGUGAUACAUCAGGUAUCAUUUAUGAAGGCAGACCAUAAAAUAUGAACAAUUUUAAAAAUGAUUUAGCUAAAUUUACAAACAAAAAUAAAAUUUAAGGUACACUUGCUGAUGCAGUUAAAUAAAGAGAUCUUUUUGUAGGAGUAUCUAGUGCUGUAUAUUUUAUAUUAUUAUAUAGGGUGCUCUAACUAAAGAAAUGGUUAAAACUAUGAAUAAAGAUCCAUUCAUUUUAGCCUUGGCUAAUCCUGUUCCAGAAAUAAUGCCAGAUGAUGCUAUUUAAGCUGGAGCAUUUAUUGUUGCUACUGGAAGAUCUGAUUUCAAUAAUUAAGUUAAUAAUUCUUUGGCUUUUCCAGGAAUUUUUAGAGGUGCUAUUGAUACAAGAGCAAAAGAAAUCAAUUUAGAUAUGAAAGUAUGUUUUUAUUUUUUAAUAAAGAUUGCUGCUGCCUUUGCUAUAGCUGAUAGUAUUAAAGAAUCAGAACUUAGCACAACUAAAAUUUUACCUGGAGCUUUAACUGCAGAAAUACCUGCUAAUGUUGCUAGAGCUGUGGCUAUUGCUGCCAUGAAGACAGGUGUUGCCAAAAUUAAUGUUGAUCCUGAAAAAGUUUUUGAUCAAGCCAGAAAAUUAAUUAUGGAAGGCAAUUUGCCUGCUAUUUGAUCUGCUAUGGC